Molecule: messenger RNA, 478 nt
Organism: Staurois parvus
Lineage: Eukaryota; Metazoa; Chordata; Amphibia; Anura; Ranidae
Source: the annotation of a GenBank genome assembly
AUGGCCGGAGUGGGACGGUUGUUUUGCUCGGUGUGGAGUCGGUGUUCGGUGCCGGAACUGCGGGUUCCUUGUGCCGCUUAUCACAAGAAGGUUGUUGAUCACUAUGAGAAUCCGAGAAACGUUGGAUCCCUUGAUAAGAAUGCCAAGAAUGUCGGAACUGGUCUGGUGGGCGCUCCAGCAUGUGGUGAUGUUAUGAAAUUGCAGAUUGAAGUUGAUGAAAAUGGGAAAAUUGUUGAAGCAAAGUUCAAAACAUUUGGGUGUGGUUCAGCAAUUGCCUCAAGCUCUUUGGCUACCGAAUGGGUGAAGGGAAAAAACGGUUGAUGAGGCCAUGACCAUCAAGAACACAGAUAUUGCUAAAGAGCUUUGCCUUCCUCCAGUAAAACUUCAUUGCUCCAUGCUGGCAGAAGAUGCAAUCAGAGCUGCCUUGGCAGACUACAGGCUGAAGCAGGACAAAGAGCAGUCUGCAGUGAGCGGCUAG